This is a messenger RNA of Nicotiana tabacum (common tobacco), 825 nucleotides long. Its product is annotated as protein TIC 20-v, chloroplastic-like. The record is from RefSeq and is a predicted model, not a curated record. NCBI's taxonomy places the organism in Eukaryota, Viridiplantae, Streptophyta, Magnoliopsida, Solanales, Solanaceae.
ACCAAUAAAUCCUCCAAUCCCAUUCCCCCUUUCUCUUCUAUCUCCCCUAAAACAAAAUAUCAGUUGGCCAUCCUCAAGAAUUCUCAAUUCACAGGAUGGCCAUCACCCAUCUUUUAUCCACCAAUAUUACACCCUCUCUCUUUACUACCCAGCUCAAACACUCACUAUUUCGUCAAAGAGCACUACUCAUAUGCCCAAAAAGGCCUACAAUUCGAGCUCAAUCUAAGAACAACGAUGCUGCAGAUGGCCCAGAUCGUUUAAUCUCCGCCAUCACUUACUUCUACCCUUUCUUUGACGGUAUUCAAUAUGGGAAAUAUGUCAUCACUCAGUUUGCUCCAAUCCAAACCCUUAUUCAACCUUUAGUCCCAACUAUUAGGGUUUUCAAGAGCUUCCCCCUUAAUGGGUUGCUGAUUUUCUUUACCCUUUACUUUGUUGUUGUUAGAAAUAACAAUUUCAGUAGGUAUGUGCGGUUCAAUACCAUGCAGGCUAUUGUUCUUGAUGUGCUUCUCAUAUUUCCUGAUCUUUUGGAGAGGAGUUUUAAUCCAAAAGAUGGGUUGGGGUUGGAUUUGAUGAUGAGCUUUGAUAGCACUGUAUUUUUGUUCCUUUUGGUGUCUUUAGUUUAUGGUUCUUCUUGUUGCUUGUUGGGGCAGCUUCCUAGGUUGCCUAUUGUUGCUGAAGCUGCUGAUAGGCAAGUUCUAUGACUAUGAACUCCUUAAUUUUACUUAUUUGGGAGUUCCUCUUUGUACACUUACUUAUUUUUUCUUUUGUUGACAGUUAUAGCUAUUUUGUUUGGAAGUAAAUGUUUAUGCUCUUUUACUUUUGUCA